Molecule: messenger RNA, 2598 nt
Organism: Betta splendens (Siamese fighting fish)
Lineage: Eukaryota; Metazoa; Chordata; Actinopteri; Anabantiformes; Osphronemidae
Gene: ptx3a
Product: pentraxin 3, long a
Exons: 4
Coding region: 256-1632 (458 amino acids)
Biological process (GO): innate immune response
Molecular function (GO): complement component C1q complex binding
Source: RefSeq, a predicted model, not a curated record
UGAAAAGGAGAGUGGAGGACCCGCAGCGAGCGAGAGCGAGGGACAGACGGGGAGAAGCAACACGAGAGCAGCAACACAGAGCUGGACACAGAGGAGGCCGUGACUCCAUCACACAGACACACACAGACGCACACAGACGCACACAGACACACACAGACACACAGAGACCCACACAGACACACACAGACGCACAGAGACCCACACAGACACACACAGACGCACACAAACGCUCACAGACCCACACACACAGGCAGCAUGUUUCCGUGGAGGCUCCUCCGAGCAGUGUGUGCGCUGACGGUGUGCGUCCGUCUGGCUUUCGCCUACGAGGACGAUAUCGAGGUCAAAUUCGCUGACAACUACUUCAAUGAAAUCACUGAGGAAGACAAAGCAGAGCCGACCCCGAGCCCGGCGCCCUGCCCUUCACGGGACCUCAACAAAUGGGACAAGAUCUUCUCGAUGCUGGAAAACAGCCAGAUGAGGGAGAACAUGCUGCUUCAGUACGUCGAUGACAUCGUCAAGGUGGAGAUGGGCUCGCUGCGCGGGGAGAUGCUCAGCUUCGUCGCCCAGUACGGCGGCUCGUGCGGCGUCGCCGUGGAGACCGCGGGGCGGAGGAUGGCCUCGCAGCUGGAAAGCCAGCUCAGCGACGCCCUGGAGCGCCUGCUGCCGGGCGACGCCUCCCGCGCCGGCCGUCCCGGCGGCGUGGAGGCGGCGCUGCAGCAGCUCCUCUCCGCCGCGCACACGCACGCCUCCAGGCUGUCCAAGCUGGAGGCCGGCUGCCUCGCCGGGCCUGGAACCGGGCCGGGGGCCGGUCCCGGUCCCGGAGCCGCCAUGAAGACGGGAUUCGAGCUCCCGGAGAGCGGAGCUGCCGGGCACCGGGAGCAGGAGGUCCACGGGGACGGCGCCGCGGCGGCGGACGGGGUCCUGGACGCGCUGCAGCAGGCGAGGACCGGACUGGACCAGGCGCUGAUGUCACUGAGGCAAAGGAGUCUACCUGCAGGUUGCGACAUGGCCCUCCUGUUUCCCAUGCGCUCCCGCCGCAUCUACGCCGCCGUCGUUCCCGACGCGCCGCUCGCCACCUCCGCCUUCACCGUCUGCAUGUGGGUGAGGCCGACCGCCGCCGCCAACAAGACCGUGCUCCUCUCCUACGGGAACCGCCGCAACCCCUACGAGAUCCAGCUGCUCCUCAGCCGGACCUCGGCCUUCUUCACCAUCGGCGGGGAGGCUCACCUGGUGGAGGCCCGCGGCGCCGUCACCCCGGGCCGGUGGCUGCACCUGUGCGGGACCUGGUCCUCCGGGCGGGGCCUGGCCUCCCUGUGGGCGGGCGGGAGGAAGGCGGCGUCCACGGCCGGCGUCGCCGAGGGCCACGUGCUGCCCGACGGAGGCUCCCUGCAGCUGGGGCAGGAGCGCAACGGCUGCUGCCCCGCGGCGCCGGGCUUCGAGGGCGGCUUCGACGCCAAGCUGGCGUUCGCCGGCGCCAUGACGGGGGUCAACAUGUGGGACCGGGUGCUGUCGGAGGCCGAGAUCGCCCAGCUGGCGCUGCCGGAGGGCCGGGGGUGCGAGCGGAGGGGCGACGUGGUGGCCUGGGGCGUGACGGAAAUGCAGCCGCACGGAGGCGCCCAGUUCGUCAACUAAGUUGGAAUCGCCGUCUCGCUACAAGAUGUGGGGACUCGAACUGUUUCAUUUAUCGCCUAUAUCGCUGCAGUGAACUCGACUGGAACGGACGGGAGCGGCCGAUAACACACACACACACACACACACACACACACUGCUGCAGCGCAGCACGCGGGGCCUCGGCGGCCUGCGCUGUGGCAGGAAACGUGCUGCGAGCGUUAACCAAAGACUUAAUUAGACUCCAGGAAAGACAACGAGUCUAUUGUUGAACAGGUGAACGGGUUCUGAGCCAGUGAACAGAGUAAUCAGCAGGCAGACGUGUAGAAGAGGAGAAUGAGGGGCCAGAGAUGCUGCAAACGACUGUUUCCCAGUUGUAGUGUGAUUUAUUUUUAGCAUAUUGAUUAUUUUUUUAUUUUAAUAUUCAGACUCUUCUAGAUUUUUGCAGAUAUGACAAACACAGCUCAUCUGCCACCAGGCCUCAUGUCUCCUUGGCUUUUUAUAGUUGAUAGUGUUCACAUAGAGUAUUUGCCUUCUAGUUACAGCUAUGAUUCUGGUUAAACUGUUUUAUUAAUGUCAUGUGUGAUACCUGUUAGUGAAAACUGCUGUCUCCUCUAGGAAAAAGCUUAACGUCGAUCUGUUUAACAGCUUGUUUUAUUAUCAUCUUCUUAAGUUCUGUGAAGUUAUUAAUAUUUUACAAACUUCCAUUUCCAAACCUAUACUGUACUUAUUAAACUGUUUACAGUAAUAUGAAGCAUAUGCUGUAAAUCCUUCAGUUCUCAUUUAAUUUUAGUCAUAUAUUUUUUGACAUUGUUUUUUGAUUUGUGACAUUGAGGACAAAGUUUACAGUCGAGUUUUUGUUGUCUUGUACUAUACUGUAAAUUUGCUUUUGUUGUUAUUGUUGCUUGCGUUUAAAGUGAAUGUAUUUUAUACAUAAAUGCCAUCUGGAUGAAUGGAGAAUGAGUCAUAAAUAAAACGAGUUGCAUCAGA